CAACUUUUGUAAGAAUAAAAAUACCAUAGAGAAGAAAGAAACAUAAUUAAUGGCUACGAAGAAAUUUUCAGCUACUAUAUUACCUUUGUUUAUGAUAUAUACUCUCGUGCUAUUGCCCAUAACAUCAGGUAUAACAGGAAAACGGAAAUGUCAGGAUUGGAGAUAUGGAUGUAGCAGCAGAGUUGCAUGUAAUGCAAAGUGCUUAUCUCUCGGUUACAAAGGAGGAGACUGUGUAACAUUUGCUUUUCCUGUUUGUUGCUGCAAAAUCAAUUUGGAAUUUCAAGAUGAUUCUCCUACUUCUAGUCCGAUCAUGACAGAUUAAUAUUCAAUUACUAUGUAUUUUAAAUUAUAUUAAAAA
Molecule: messenger RNA, 358 nt
Organism: Camelina sativa (false flax)
Lineage: Eukaryota; Viridiplantae; Streptophyta; Magnoliopsida; Brassicales; Brassicaceae
Source: RefSeq, a predicted model, not a curated record